AUGGCGACGGAUGAUCCCACCCCCUUCCAAGCCAUCCCUUGGGUGUCGAAUCUCCUGAAAGAUGAGUCUUUCAUUACCCUUUCUAUCCCGUCUAGGACCCCAAAAUCAUCAACCGAGGAUAGUCUCUUCUCGAAAACUCUCAAUUCAAGCACCACAUUGUCAGCUUGUCUCAGCCAAUAUCGUCGACCACCACAUCUUACACCAUCCAAGCAUGCCCAAUCGGCCCACGGGACUACUCCAAUAGGUACCGAGGAACUUCGCACGUUCUGGAUUGUGGGCUCGGACCUCAAUGGAUAUCCCGGUAUUCUGCAUGGUGGCAUAGCAGCGACUCUUAUGGACGAAGUCACAGGUCUCCUCUUAACCAUCAACGGCAAUGUCGGGGAUGCUUCCCUUCGGGAGGCAAAAGAUGCAGAUCCAGGACCGGUGACCGCAUAUUUGAACACAAACUUCUUGCGGCCUAUUCUUACACCUGGAGCAAUCCUUGUACAGGCGAGAAUGAAAGAAAUGAAGGAAAAUCGGAAAUGGAGGAUAGAGGCGCAGAUCUGUGAUAGUGAGGGCCAAGUCCUUGCGACGGCGGAGGCUCUGUUUAUCAAACUACGAUCCAAGAUCUAA
This is a messenger RNA of Penicillium canariense, 612 nucleotides long. Its product is annotated as PaaI family thioesterase. The coding region runs from base 1 to 612 and encodes 203 amino acids. The transcript has a single exon. The record is from RefSeq and is a predicted model, not a curated record. NCBI's taxonomy places the organism in Eukaryota, Fungi, Ascomycota, Eurotiomycetes, Eurotiales, Aspergillaceae.